This is a messenger RNA of Hyaloscypha bicolor E, 768 nucleotides long. RefSeq names its product Clavaminate synthase-like protein. Bases 1 to 675 code for a protein of 224 amino acids. The record is from RefSeq and is a predicted model, not a curated record. The transcript is spliced from 6 exons. NCBI's taxonomy places the organism in Eukaryota, Fungi, Ascomycota, Leotiomycetes, Helotiales, Hyaloscyphaceae.
AUGAGUUGGAUAGAGCAGGACUUGGCUUGUCACAACGUCGGAUUCGCGUUCAUCAUCAAUCACGGCUCGAAACGAGUCUUUGAUUUGAAGACGGAAGAGAAGAUGCUAGUCCCUGACCCGGACGGACCUAUUGUGCACCGUGGAUAUUCGUGGCCCUCGUUAGAGAAAGUAUCUCAAGUGAUUAGUGAGAAUCUCGAGGUUGGAGAACAGUCGAGGCAAUUGGCAGAAGGACCGGGCCUCAAAGAUCCUGAAUUCUUACUGAAAUUCCACUUAGGUCACAAUAAUCAACUUCGACUUCUAUACUACCCUCCUAUUCCAGCAGCUCAACUCGAGAAUGAAUCAAGCGCGAGGAUGCCAGCACACUCGGAUUUCAAUGAUUAUCUGAAGUCCACACUUCGUCGCGUUACUCUGCUACCGGCUCCAGAUUGGUACACUGGUGCUGAUCGUAUGACUCAAACAAAAUACUCGAUUCCAUAUUUCGUAAGCCCGGAGAUCGAUUCGAGAAUUGAGUGCAUAUUGGAGUGUGCAAGUGAGAGCAAUCCGGUUAAAUACGAGCCGGUCGUGCAACCAGAGUACAGACUCAUGCGAGCAAAGUUACAGUACCCAGAGAGGGUAUCGCAGCCUAUCACGGCAUGCGUGUGGUCUGUUGAAAGGUGUCAAGCUUAUAGGGCCUAAGGCAGCUAAGAGACUUGGGAGACUAGUAGAUUUUGUACCUCUAUUAGCGGGCUUCCCAGCCCCUGGUUAGAAUCGAGUAUCAAGGCUUUCAAC